GGGAAUUUAAUAUAUCGAAUAAUAAUUAGGAAACACCUAUGAUUAAAAAUGAAGAGGCAAAGCGGCAAUGAUGGGAAAUGUGAUGAGGUUAAUAAGAAAGUGAGUAGGAAAAAGAGCAAAGGCGUGGCGGCGAGCGACACGAAACAAGUGGCGGUGGAGAAGGCGGAGGAGGAGGAGCGGAAGGAGGUGGAGGAGGAGUGGUGGAGUGGGGUGUAUGAGGAGAUGCCAUGGGCCACCAGUUGGAUCCCAUUUUGGGAGGUCGAGGCCUAUGAUGCUUUAUAUGGUGAUGUUUUGUGGGAUUUUGAUAUUUGGGAUUUCAAUGGACUUCCUCUCAAUCCAUCUUAAUUUUCUUCUGUAUUUUGCUUAUGUACUCUCUGCAAAAUGUUUACUAAGUAGUUCGCUCUUCCUUGAUGGAAUAUAUGUACAUUUAGGGCUCGUUUAGUUAUAUGGUCUGGAUGUUAAUUUCA
Salvia hispanica is the source of this 467-nucleotide messenger RNA. RefSeq lists its product as uncharacterized. Lineage: Eukaryota; Viridiplantae; Streptophyta; Magnoliopsida; Lamiales; Lamiaceae. The record is from RefSeq and is a predicted model, not a curated record.